This is a messenger RNA of Phanerochaete carnosa HHB-10118-sp, 657 nucleotides long. RefSeq lists its product as uncharacterized. Lineage: Eukaryota; Fungi; Basidiomycota; Agaricomycetes; Polyporales; Phanerochaetaceae. The record is from RefSeq and is a predicted model, not a curated record. Bases 243 to 644 code for a protein of 133 amino acids. The transcript has 5 exons. Gene Ontology annotation, cellular component: mitochondrion. Gene Ontology annotation, molecular function: acetylpyruvate hydrolase activity.
UGUCCUAUGCGAUAUUGGGUGUCUUACGUUUAGUAUGCGCGCUCGAGCUUGAAGCUGCGACGGCGGACGACUGAGCAAGUUGUACACCCUCACGAGCCGCCGACCGCGGGAUUCGGAAGCAUUAGAAGAGAACGCUCACUUCUCGCUAUAUCAGGAAGGGCGCAUCAAGCGCAUCAUUUCUUCGGACGCUCACGCAUCACACCCCGCGGCAGUUUCGGCAAGGUUCGUUCCUACGCGUAAACAUGGCCGCUGCAGCAUUCCUCAGGCAAGGCAAGAAGAUCGUUGCCAUCGGUCGCAACUACGCCGACCACGUCAAAGAGCUCAACAACGCCAUCCCGAAGGAGCCCUUCUUCUUCCUGAAGCCGACAACUAGCUAUCUACCCUCGGUCGAGCUUGGCCUGGUCAUCGGCAAGCACGGCCGGGACAUCACUCAAGCCGAUGCGGACUCUUACAUCGCGGGUUAUGCCCUCGCCGUCGACAUGACCGCGCGAAACCUCCAAGACGAGGUUAAGAAGAAGGGCCUUCCAUGGAGCGCCGUCAAGGGCUUCGACACGUUCACGCCCGUGAGCUCCUUCGUGCCGCGCUCCGAGGUCGCUGAUGCCCAGAACCUCAACCUCUCGUUGAAGGCAAGUCCGCGCGCGUAGGAGCUUAUUGUAC